This is a messenger RNA of Aspergillus caelatus, 1122 nucleotides long. RefSeq lists its product as uncharacterized. Lineage: Eukaryota; Fungi; Ascomycota; Eurotiomycetes; Eurotiales; Aspergillaceae. Gene Ontology annotation, biological process: tyrosyl-tRNA aminoacylation. The transcript is spliced from 3 exons. Gene Ontology annotation, molecular function: tyrosine-tRNA ligase activity; ATP binding. The record is from RefSeq and is a predicted model, not a curated record. Bases 1 to 1122 code for a protein of 373 amino acids.
AUGUCUUUCGUCAUUCAGAUACUGCCCCUACUGGAAAGCGUAAGUGACUGCCCUGACCGUAUGCAACUGUCCUUAACACAGGAUCCAGCGCACAUUGGCUACUUCGUUCCCUGGGUGAAGCUAUCCGACUUUCUUCGGGCGGGAGGAGAGGUCACCAUUGGACUGGUUGAUACCUACGCAUUUCUGAUCAACUACAAGCACCCGUGGGAAGAGGUUCAGCACAGGACGACAUUUUACCGACAUCUCAUUACCACCGUUCUAACGGUGAUGGGACUACCUAUGUCCAAGAUUAAAUUCGAGCAGGAAUCCAAUCACCAAGGAACACCACGAUAUAACGUGGACCUCUGGAAAUUCUGCACUUUAGUCUCCCAAGCGGAUAUUCGAGCCACGGGUGCUGAAGUCGGCGCAGCCACAUUACUCAGCCCACUGCUUACGCCAAUUGUGCAAGAGCUGAUGGUGGAAUACUUCCAGGCGGAUGUCGAGAUUGGUGGGAAAGACCAGAGAGGAAUUUACGGUCUGGGCGAGCAAUUCCUUCCACUACUCGGAUAUCGCCCCCCUGCACAUCUGAUGACUGAACUGUUACCCAGUCUGGUCGGAGGCAAGAUGUCAUCGUCUGACUCGUCAAAUUCAAAGAUCAUGUUCUUGGAUAACGCGCAGACAGUGCGGGAGAAGAUCUCCAGGGGAUCCUGUCAUCCUGGCGUCGUGGAAGCCAAUGGUAUACUACCGAUACUCAAGCAUGUUCUAAUGCCAAUCAGUGAGCUUCGGUGGAAUAACCAGAGCCAUUCACCCCAGAAGUCUGUGAGUAACGGAGAUUACGAUUUAAAUGAACACAAUGGCUCGGCGGACGUCAAGUGGCCCUUCUGUGCCAAGGACGCACCUUGGGGCACUCUUUUCAGCAUCCCAGUACGAAACGUCGGGUGCGAGUGUAAGGUGUACACACAUUACCAAUCAUAUGAGGCAAUCGAAAACGACUACAAGGAAAAGCUUAUAACACCCGAGACACUGAAGGAUGCGGUUGCCUCGGCCUUGAAUGAAUUACUGGACCCUGUCCGACAGGCGUAUGAGGGUAAUGAGGAAUGGCGUGAGGCGGACCGGAUGGGCUAUCCUGAGGAUUGGAUAUGA